UUUCCAUAAGAUCACACCAUUGUAUAUUUUUCAGUUUUAUUGAUGGAUCAAAAUCUUGAUACGUUCUCCAAUUUCACCACCAAAUCCAGUGGCUAAUUAAUUAGGUUUUGAGUUGUGCAUGCAUCGAUCACUCAAUUUUUCUUUCUUCUCAUGGUGUUCGUAUUCAAGAAUCAUUCUCCUUUUGUGGAUCAAAAUUCAUUGAUGAAGAAGAUACGAGGAUUAGCGUUGAUGGGUAUCCUUAAAUACUCCGCAUUUCCAUGGACUACAUUAGUUGCUGCUGUCUUCGUGUUUGUCAGUCUCACCUUAUCAAUCUUCCUCUUGUUCCAGCACCUAUCUGCUUACAAGAACCCUGAGGAACAGAAGUUUUUGUUUGGUAUCGUGCUCAUGGUACCAAGUUAUGCUGUUGAAUCUUUUGUGUCGCUAUUGAAUCCAUCGAUUAGCCUUGAAAUCGAGAUACUGAGAGAUUGCUAUGAAGCUUUUGCAAUGUAUUGCUUUGGGAGAUAUCUUAUUGCAUGCUUGGGGGGUGAGAAGCGGGCGAUUAAUUUCAUGGAAAGGGAAGGACGUGCGGGUCAAAGAAGCCCGUUGCUAGACCAAACUUCCGAAAAAGGAACCAUCCACCAUAUUUUUCCAAUGAAUUUGUUUUUAGAACCAUGGAAACUCGGCCAGCGGGUUUACCAAAUCAUGAAAGCUGGAAUCGUUCAAUACAUGAUCAUAAAAGCUGUUACAUCUGUUUUGGCUGUGUUUCUAGAAGCCUUUGAUGUAUACUGUGAAGGAGACUUCAAGUGGGGAUGUGGGUACCCUUACAUGGCUGUCGUUAUAAACUUCAGUCAGACAUGGGCUUUAUAUUGCUUAGUUCAGUUUUAUGAAAUCACAAAGCAUGAACUGUCGCAUAUCAAUCCGUUGUCAAAGUUUCUAACGUUUAAGUCAAUUGUAUUCCUGACAUGGUGGCAAGGCGUCGCUAUUGCCCUUCUUUUUUCUUUCGGGUUAGUCAGAAGUCCAAUCGCUCAAGAGCUGCAGUUCAAAUCAAGCAUACAGAACUUUUUCAUCUGUAUUGAGAUGGGGAUUGCUUCAAUGGUUCACUUAUAUGUGUUUCCAUCUGAACCAUACAAGCUAAUGGGAGAUUAUUUUACGGGCGAUUUCUCUGUUCUCGGCGAUUAUUCUAGUGACUGUCCUUUAGACCCUGAUGAAGUUAGAGACAGUGAACGCCGCACAAAACUACGGCUCCCGCGACCAGCUGAUGAUGUCAAGAUCAAAACCGCCAUUCGAGAAAGCGUGCGUGAUGUUUUCGUUGGUGGUGGUGGAUAUAUUGUUAGUGAUCUAAGGUUUACAGUGAACCAAGCAAGGGUACCAGUAGAAAAGGGGAUCACAAAGUUUAAUGCAAAGCUGCACAAAAAAUUUGAAAACAUAAAGAAGGGAGAUAAGGAUCCUGGAACAAGAGAUGACAGUUGUCUUACUAAACAGAGAGUAAUACGCGGGAUCGAUGAUCCCCUUCUAAACGGGAGUUAUAGCGACAGUGGCGACUCUAAGAAGAAAAGGCACCGCAGGAGCUAUACAAGUGGCGGUGAGAUUAUUACUGACCAAAGCUUGAAGUUUGGUCGGUAUGAGGUUCGCGGAAGUAGGUGGGUUACCAAGGAUUAGUUGUGUUGGUUAACUGGAACACGACUCGACUCGUUUCAUAUGGGAAAUGAUGUUUGAAAAAGGUUGUAACAUGGAUGUAACAGCCAUUUGAUUUUCAUAUAAUCAAAGUUUUUGUUUUUCUCUU
Helianthus annuus (common sunflower) is the source of this 1762-nucleotide messenger RNA. RefSeq names its product protein LAZ1. The transcript has 8 exons. The record is from RefSeq and is a predicted model, not a curated record. Lineage: Eukaryota; Viridiplantae; Streptophyta; Magnoliopsida; Asterales; Asteraceae. Gene Ontology annotation, biological process: transport. The coding region runs from base 151 to 1638 and encodes 495 amino acids. Gene Ontology annotation, molecular function: transporter activity.